This is a messenger RNA of Argiope bruennichi, 2976 nucleotides long. RefSeq lists its product as uncharacterized. The coding region runs from base 115 to 1500 and encodes 461 amino acids. The transcript is spliced from 5 exons. The record is from RefSeq and is a predicted model, not a curated record. Lineage: Eukaryota; Metazoa; Arthropoda; Arachnida; Araneae; Araneidae.
CGGGUAGCGAGACCCUGUCCUCGACAUGUCUAAGGAGAUUCAACACGAGGCCCUUAAAGUGUAGCAGAAAAAAUCGAUUUCCUAUUAGAGGUCUUCAUGUAGCCAAAAGUCACUAUGGAUUUCCGUUCGAAGAGCCGAAAAACGAAGAGUGCUCCCUCUUCAAGGUCACAAUUGGUGGAAAAAAGUAAAACUCCUAGCAAAAUGAAGUUGAUCCGGUGGGUCGAAGUCCAUAUUGGGCGUUCUCGAAGGAAGAGCAAAAAGGAGAAAGACAGCAUCACUCUUGGAACCGAUGCCCAGCCUCGAAGGAAAGACGAAAGUACUCCAAGCACUCCCCUUCAUAAGAUCGAGCCCAUUGGCAAGGACCUACCACGCUCGGCUGGUAGCACCCCACACCGGAUCAAACAUCCUCCUUCACCCCAUCCCUUGUUGAGAGCACCCGAGACACCAGAAAUCGGUGGUCGACUUCACAUACGAACCAGUUUCUUGGAUCCAGGAUUGAGCCCUCUGCCCACAAGUCACCAUCAGGUAGCUUUCGGUUCUUCAACCGCUUUGGAUUCGCCGAGAGUACGCUGUCGAAUCCGAACGAAUCCUUGGCUGCCUUCUCCGAAAAAUUCAGCCCUGGAAAGUGGAUGGGCGAGUAAUUCGGGAAUCCGAUCUUCCUCCAUCGGAUCCGAAAGCUCUGAAUCCAUUUCCGGUAGUGGUUUUGGAAGCCAAUCUAGUGGCAGCUUGUGGGAAGGUUUCUCUGGAGAACAAUGGGGUGGUUUUCGCUCCAGUGGCCGAAGCCCGUCGUCCAACAGACUGCCUCGGGUCACUCUCGAGCGGUCAGGCCACAGACAACGACCUGUUGUCGAAGCUGACCGUUUGUCUUUCUAUGACGAAGAUACGCCUUAUUGUCCUGUCACCUACUGCCGUCCGAUACCUCGCAGUGCAUGGAUCAAUUUUCGAGAUCUGACCACGGAUCUGCUGGAGCAGACGACAGUGGCCCCAGAGGAUGACGGAGAAAGCAGCGAUGAAGCCUACUCGGAAGAUUACAUCCAUAUAGAAGAACAUGAGGAGAUGACACUAGGCAUCAUCCGGCCCUCGAAGGACAGUCCCCCUGAUACUGGAAGUCCCCAAGCAGACAGUGCUUGCGGCAGUGACCGCGAUAACAGCAGCUGUAGCACUACACCUCUUUCCGAAACUCCUGCAUCAUCUUCCGUUUCCAGAAAGUCCUUGGCCGAGGCCAAAGAGAUGCUUCGGGAUAAGGUCCUGAGACUCAGACGAGAGAGGCAUCUAGUAGACCAGCGUAUGCAAGAAGCUCGGGCCGAAGAAAUUCUCCGACGGGAGGAACAUCUCCUUCUCCAGCGGGAACUUGUCCAGUUUCGACGGCUCCUUUUGCUUCAGACACUGACGGAACUCCGAAGCCAUUUGGAAAAGCAAGGGGAGAUCAUACGCCAAGGCUAUGGAAUCAAGUUGGAAGGAGAAGAGAGCGUGAAUCCUGAAGCCGGAGAAGAAACUUAGCUUUCAGGUUCAGAAACCGAGCUUUUUGGGUAAAGAAGAAGAAUAAAAACGAUUAUUUUCUUUUCUUCGAAACAAUCGAUGUUAAUAUACCAUAUAAAUGUUUUAAAAAUGCAUUUUUAUCCUUCACUCACUUGCUCAACAGAAGAGAAUGGUUGUGAAAAGUUGUUCUUUUCAGAAAAAUGAAAGCACUGGUAAAUACGCACAGUGUGUCACUUAACCAAUGAGAUAUAAAAACGUCAGUAAGUUUGGUCAAUACCGAAUUUUAUUUAAAAAUUUAUGCAUUACCUAACUUAUGGAACAGUUUUUCCCCCCCUUUUAUUAUCUAGGAAGCUAGUUGUAAAAAAAUUCUGUCGAAAAAUUAUCACUCCAGCACACGUGUCCGAUGGUUUCUCCUAAUAAUAGGUAAGUUAAUGAGCAAUUUUUCUAAAGUGAAAGCAUGAAUAGACAUAAUGGGCAUUUAUUAAUUGCAAUUUACUAUUUUUUCAAAUAAUAUUUUUUUUGUCAGUGGCUAUAACUGAUUUUAAGAUAAAAGUUUUUUCUUUAUUGAAAAAUUUUUCUUUGUGAAAGAAUUUUAGAUAUUCGGUGGAAAAAAAAGGAAUUCUGAAUUUUUGUACGUUUUUCUUUUUGCUCAUAUGACUAUCUGCACAAUGACUGUCUUCGAAGAUUUUACUAAAAAUAGGUAUCUAUUAAAUACGUAAUCUUUUGUUUUCAAAAUUAUGUCUCAGUUUUUAAUUGACACAUUGUGUAUUUUACUAAAUUAAUUAAAGGAACGGCAUACUAAAAAUACAGAAGAAAAUUUCUAAUCUACUAAAUCAUCAUGGUGGAAGAAGCUUUUGCUAUAUAAAAUAUAAAGCAAAACAGUUAUGUUUACAAUGUGUUAUGAAAAGUUUUAAGCUUAAGUUAAAACUAUCAAGCUAGAUUAUUCUUAUUCCAUGUGCCAUUUAGAUAUUAAUGAGCAAAGGUUGAUAUUUUUAUUAAAAAACAAAAUUUCCAUUUUCAAUAAAGUAUUGCUCAAAAAAUGUUUUGCCGUUAGUGUGCACUGUACAGUGUUAAAAAAGAGGAACAUUACAGAAAUCUAUAGCUUUUCUGCAGGUUGUUUCAAAAACUUACUGAUAAAUUAUUAACUAAUAUGUUGCACUGCUGAACCACUUCUGGAAAAUGAUAAAAAUGGUCACCGCUCAACUUGACAUAUGAAGUAAUUCGCGGUUUUCUUCAUGAAUGUGCAAUAUUAUUAUGUUCCUUAUUCUUAAUGUGUUUCUGAAUUUUCUGGAAUGUUUAAUAUUAGAAAUAAUUUCAAAUCUGCUAUCAGGACUUUGAGUAAAUACAAUUAUGAACAAGAUAUUUUUAGGUUAUAAAUUCUGUUUUCAUCAGCAUCUCUAACUUUAAAAAUUAAAGAGAUUUUUCUUAAAAUAAUAAUAAAAAUCCAAUUUUAUUUUUUAGUAAUAUGAUAAUCUAAUAUUAUGGCAACGGAUUUGU